AUGCCGCCAAUAUCCUCAGACACCGCCAAUCAAUCUGGCGUCGUACACCAAAAUACCGGUAUGACCUCUCCUAGCGUGCACCGACCACUUAUGCCCUGCAUUGAUGAGGUUCUCCACCCAAGUGGUAGUCGAAUAAGUGCAGACAUCAAUCAGGCACUCACUCUCUGUGCCUCUAAGGCUGUACUUUCUUCGGGAGUAUUAGUCAAUCGAACGGAAGUUUUAACUAUUCCAAAGGAUAACAUGACUGUUCAUGAGGAACUCAAACAGGAUUGUCCCCUUAGUGGACUGAGAGAUUCCAUCUCCGUGAUUGAGGUCGUUCGGCCGGAGAACGAGAAAGGUUAUGAGACUCAAAUGGAUUUGGCAAGGUUGAAGAAACGAUUUCAUCUACAUAUGAGGGCAUACUACGAGGACGAUCCGUUGAUGAGAGCGAUUGGAUCAACCGUCAUUCAUGAUCCGGAAGAACCCGUUCUGUACACGAAAAAGGAGAGAAGUGAAGAUGUUAAGACAUUAAGUCAUGACAGAAAUACAGAAGAAAACCAAAGUCGAGACUUGGUCCGAACAGGAGGUGAUAAAGGUAAACAAGUUGCCCGAAAGUCCGAAGUACCUGUUUAUCCCGAAGAGUACAACACCCUUUGGAACGAACGGUUAAAAGAGAUGGGCGAAACGACCCAUUCGUUAUCCAGAGGCAGAAUCAUUGAUAAACUGGAAGAUGUCCCUGAAGAUUAUCACUUCGCUGAUCCCCUGAUUGAAACGCUUGCAAAUCACAAGGGUGAUGGAAUUAUCGAAGAUGAAAGAAUUGACGAUCUCGGAUACAUCACUGAAGCUUCGAAUACUUACACUGAUGCAAUCUUAUCGGAUAAUAGGUCAAGUAGACGAGCUGCGCAUCAUCAGAAUAUGCUGAGAAAAAGAUCAUCAAGAAAGUAUGGUGUGUUCACUGAUACAGAAGAUGUCGAAGAAUCGGAUGAAGAGCUCGAUGAAGUGGCAGAUAUUAUCUCGGAGCUUGACAUAAAGUGA
Kwoniella botswanensis is the source of this 1014-nucleotide messenger RNA. RefSeq lists its product as uncharacterized. The record is from RefSeq and is a predicted model, not a curated record. Bases 1 to 1014 code for a protein of 337 amino acids. NCBI's taxonomy places the organism in Eukaryota, Fungi, Basidiomycota, Tremellomycetes, Tremellales, Cryptococcaceae. The transcript is spliced from 3 exons.